Fusarium odoratissimum NRRL 54006 is the source of this 366-nucleotide messenger RNA. RefSeq lists its product as uncharacterized. The coding region runs from base 1 to 366 and encodes 121 amino acids. NCBI's taxonomy places the organism in Eukaryota, Fungi, Ascomycota, Sordariomycetes, Hypocreales, Nectriaceae. The record is from RefSeq and is a predicted model, not a curated record. The transcript is spliced from 3 exons.
AUGCUUGGUAGUCGAAGCACCAGGGUCGUGAUUGUCAUCACCGUUAACUUGGCCAUCAAUAUCGUCGUCCUCAUCUUCGGUCUCAACUUAGGCUGCCCUGUCAGCUCCAUAUGGCGCUACAAAAGGUGCCGUGCGAAACAUGACACACACACUAGCUAUGGAGCGGCAGCAAUAUGCCUGUCAAACCUCAAGACAGCUGAGAAGGGAGGCUACAGAGUCGUUGCGCCGAUAGCCUAUAAUAUUGAACAUAUCAUAGCUUUUGAUGGAUAUGUCGUCGAAAUUAUUCCUCAAAAGAGAGAUCGGUACGAGAAGAGCGUCAGUGCUGAGUGUCACAGGCGAAGCCGCCUUGAAAAACUUUGGACAUAG